Molecule: messenger RNA, 1323 nt
Organism: Ananas comosus (pineapple)
Lineage: Eukaryota; Viridiplantae; Streptophyta; Magnoliopsida; Poales; Bromeliaceae
Exons: 1
Coding region: 602-1093 (163 amino acids)
Source: RefSeq, a predicted model, not a curated record
GUCUCGUGUACCUCAUCCGACAGAGUCAGCGCAAUUUAAUGCGGCGCCCAUCUUGUCGCAUAUGCAGCCCAAAUCUACGGUCCUGAUUUGACGGUGCGGUAUUAUAAUAAAGUAGCUCCAUCUCUUCAGUGCCCCCGUGAGCAAGUGGCGGUGAGCGGAUCCGCUUUCUUAAAUGCACCCAAAACCCUUCGCGGCCUAGGAAAAUAACUGCGCGGACAUGGUCCACCACGUCAUCGUGGACCCACAAAAACAUUAUUUCUCGGUAACUAGUUUCGACCUCUAUUUAUGUAUAUCUUCUCGAAGAGUGAGUUUUUAGAUUUGUUAGAUUAAAAUUUAGAGAGGAAAAAAAAAAAAAAUGUGGAAGGAACCAUCGGUCCACCGAUGACGUGGUGAAAGGUGUCUAGGGAAUUAUUUGUCCCACUUUGGCGCGAACCUGCAAGCAAUCCCUCGCCCUAAAUGCGAAUGCGAUAACCACGCCAACCAUUUUUAUAUCACAACACGAAACUCGAAUCGAUCGAAGCGAAGAGGGAUUUCGAAAAAACAAAAAAAAAGGAAAAAUAAAGAGUGCUGUGGGAGGGGGAGGAGAUCGAGAUCGAGAUCGAUGGAGAUCGAGGAGAAGGAGACUUACCGGGGCGGGUUGAAGGGCUACUGGAGGCGGCGCGCGUACCACCGACUCGACGCGGCGGGGUCGGAUCUGCGGCGGCGGCGCCGCCGCGUGGAGCGGGCGGAGCUGGGCGGCGGAGAGCGGCGGCGGCGCCCCUUCUGGCGCGUGCGGAUCGCGCCGCGGCUGCGGUUCCUGCGGUCGGCGUCGCCGCGGCGGUGGCUGGCGAAGAUCCGGGACGCGUACGUGCGGAUGAUGCUGGGGUUCGCGUCCUCGGCGGCGAUCGGGCCGGCGGGGCUGGGCUACGGCUUCGGCUUCGGCUUCGCCGGCGACCCCACCGGCGCCGCGUUCGCGCCGCAGCGGCGGAAGGAGUACGACGAGAAGGUGCUCGUGGAGAUCGUCGCCGCCGCCACCGCCGGGGUCGGAGCUGGUGUCGGUGUUGCUGUUGGUGCCGGAGCCUUGGAGAUCGUUCCCGCCGCCACUGGAAGGUAGGGGAACAUUCCGGAAGGUUCCGUUCGUCGUAUUCGGUUUUCUAGCUUUUGUUCCGUAGAUGCUUUAACUUAAUUUUACUUAUGAAAAAAUGAAAAAGAAAAAACAAAAAACUCUGUAAUGUAAGUAAACGAAGCUAUUAUUAUAAUUAAUUUAUGCUAUGCUUAUAAAUAAAUUUUUUCAAAAAAAAAUUCAUAAUCGUCAAAGUAUCUGCAAGCAUAGACAUUCUUAAA